Molecule: messenger RNA, 5700 nt
Organism: Ornithorhynchus anatinus (platypus)
Lineage: Eukaryota; Metazoa; Chordata; Mammalia; Monotremata; Ornithorhynchidae
Gene: PHLDB2
Product: pleckstrin homology like domain family B member 2
Exons: 20
Coding region: 202-4092 (1296 amino acids)
Biological process (GO): regulation of microtubule cytoskeleton organization
Cellular component (GO): basal cortex
Source: RefSeq, a predicted model, not a curated record
UGCGGCAGUGGCCGGGGGUCGUCGGCGGCGGGGGUCCGCACAGAGGAUGAGCCGGUCCUUCAUUGAGCCCUACAGAACAGGCAGCAUAUUAAAGCGAAGAGGAUCUGAGGCGGUCGCUUUCCCCCAUCUCCUGGAUGGCUGAGAUCUGGGUGAGCUGCACCCCACCUCUGGCUAGCCCCCUUACCCGAUUCCAACAAGAUUAUGGCACAAAGCCACAUGCAGACGCAGCUGGAUUUCCACCACGCUAAUUUAGGAACAGGGGCUGAGGCCCAUCGCCUUGAAAGCGAUCUCCAAGACAUAAUGGAGAGCCUGAGCCAGAAGAAAUACUCCUCGAGUCUAAAAUUUCAGACCAAUGGAGACCACUCAGGCUCCUAUUUAACCCUGUCCCAGCCAGCACCUCCAAGGAGAAGCCCUACGAUCCUGGCCUCCAGGGUCAGGAACAGCCCCUCCGGGAUGCAAAUCCAGGGCUCCAGGCAGCUCUCUGGUGGUGGCCCUCACCCCUCGGACACAGGCAUCUCCAACAAGCCACCAGCUCCCAAGCCGGGUGGUGCGAGCUCUCUUGGCGGCUCCCCAGGGAGGGCAGACCUGGACCGUCAUCCCCGGCCUGACUGUGAAAACUCCCCCAGACCAAUGGAUAGACGCCCCUAUUCCAAAUUCAGCUCCAGGAAUAAGUCUCAUGAUAACGUGUACUGUCCCGGCCUCUUGGAACGCCGGGCGGUGUCAGGAUCCCUCCUGGCAAUUAGCUGUGGUGGCGACUCUGGGCUCCCCCCGCCGGGCCGGUCGGGGGCUGCCAGUGUGCCCUCCAGCCCUAAGCAGUCCCGGAAAUCGGUUGCUCAGGACGUCCUCGGACUGCAGCCCAGACGGGCCAGGCACAGGGGACCAGCAACAGCGACAGUAGCAGGGUUGGAGAGUGAGGGCUCGAGGAGCAGGAAGCAUUCUGGGGGCUCCCUGACUCCCAUGGGGGUACACAGUCGCUCCCUGCCCAGACUUUACAGAUCCUCUGAAAACCAGCCUCUGCCUCUCAGCUUGCCUCCGAGAAACUCUCUGGGAAGCUCCCGCAGAAAGAUAGUGGGAGACAAGGAUCUACCUCACAGCCUGCUAGAUGCUGACAAUUAUCUGAGUUUCUCUUCCUGUAGCUCGGGGAUUUUACCCUGUAAAAAUUCUGCCACCGAUGCCCACCCCUACGUCAACUCAACCCUCAGUGUCCCUGCGAGCCCUCGAGUGGCUAGGAAAAUGCUGCUGGCAUCCUCCUCUUCCUCCUCCUAUAUGUCAGACGACUUGGAUGGGAUCACCUUCUGGGGGGCCAACUCCACCCGCUCAUUUUCCCCCGAAGAUCCUGACAGGGUGUUUUCGGGCAGGAGAAAUUUUUCCUGUGGCUCCAUGGAAUUCGACGAAGCCGACUCAGAGAGCCUGCGGCAAAUGGCAGGCACCCCUGCACCUCGGGAGAGGAAGAACAGCAUCAGCUCCAUCUCGGGAAGGGAUGAGUUAAUGGAUUACCACCGGAGGCAGAGGGAAGAGCGACUCAGGGAACAGGAAAUGGAACGAUUGGAGCGCCAGAGGCUGGAGACAAUCCUUACUCUAUGUGCUGAGUACACCAAGCCUGAGAACAGGACCAUGGCCGCUACCACCGUUGCAGAUGUGCAGAAGAUUAAUAAAGAACUAGAGAAACUUCAGCUUUCUGAUGAAGAAUCUGUUUUUGAGGAGAGCCAAAUGACCCCAGAAAGCAAAUACAGGGGCCACCAGACACCACUGCUCCUUGAUUCUGACCUCUCUGCUCCCGCUGGUCUCAACCAGAGUUCUUCCAAUUUCCUUUCUCCGAGAAGUAUUAGGAAUGAUGAAUCCCUCAGGGAUGCCAACGAGUCUCCUCAGUUUCCUUCCUCUAGGUCACUAAAGGCUUCCAAUGAGUCAUCUUACCUAAGUAUCAUUCCAAAGAUGCCUGAACGGGCAAGUGAGGAGCAGGAGAUGCUGCAAAUUGGAGAGGAGCGAGUGGCGAUCCUGAACAGCAUGGAGGAACUGGAACAGAAAAUCAAAGACCUAAAUGACCAGAUGGAUGAAUCUUCCCGAGAGUUGGAUAUGGAAUGCGCCCUUUUGGAUGGUGAACAGAAAUCUGAAACCACUGAACUUCUGAAAGAGAAAGAGAUAUUGGAUCACCUGAACAGGAAGAUAGCAGACCUGGAAAGAAAUGUCAUUGGGGAAAAGACCAAGGAAAAAGUAAAGCUUGAUGCUGAGAGGGAAAAGCUAGCGAGGCUCCAGGAGCUUUACUGCGAACAGAAGACCCAGCUUGACAACUGCCCAGAGGCCCUGAGGGAACAGUUACAGCAGCAGCUGAGGAGGGAUGCUGACCUACUGGAAGUAGAGAGCAAACACUUUGAAGAUCUGGAAUUUCAGCAGCUGGAGCAUGAAAGCCGAUUGGAUGAGGAGAAGGAAAACUUGACCCAGCAGCUCCUGCGGGAGGUGGCAGACUACCAGCGCAGUAUUGUCACUAGGAAGGAGAAGAUUUCUACUUUGAAAAAACAAGCCAGCCACAUCGUGCAGCAAUCGCAGAAAGAGCAAGACCAUUUCGUCAAAGAGAAAAACAAUCUGAUGAUGAUGCUGCAAAAGGAAAAAGAGAAUCUUUGCAAUUUGGAAAAGAAAUAUUCCAGUCUUUCAGGAGGCAAAGGAUUCCCAGGCAGUCCCAGCAGUCUAAAGGAGGCUUCUCUCAGUGCAAAUGCAACUAAUAAGCUGGCUGUCAUUUCCCAAAGUCUGUCCCCUGCUGCUUCCCGGCUCCUCUGUGACACUGCUGCUCUCUCCACUGCACCUUCUUCACCUUCUACAGCUGGCUUGUUGAGCCAGCAGCCACAGAUUGAAGAGCUUCCACCCGUCCAUUGGCCAGAGUUCGUGGCUCCAUUUGCUGAUCACUGUCCUUUAAAUGACACACCUCCUCCUCUUCCCGCUAAGAAACACCGCAAACCACAGCAGCCUCUUAAAAAUCUGGAAGGAAGGAAGCACCACCACAGAGAAGGCCUCUACCUGAGUGACACGCUGCCUCGCAAGAAACCCAGCCCCUCACUCUCAGCCCAUUUCAGCAGUUCGACCCUGGGAAGAAGCAGCACGCCCAAGAACCACCCACCCCUAGGGCAGAGCAACAGCUGUGGCAGUGUCCUCCAACACUCUCUAGCCACCAUGGCCAAGGAUUCUGAGCCCAGAAGGAUCCACAAAGGAUACAAUCACCAGCAGGUGAAUGAAGGACAAAGACAGAAAUCAUCAGAAUUUUACAGCCGAACUGCAUCUGAAUCGAAUGUCUAUUUGAACAGUUUCCACUACCCAGAUCGCAGCUACAAGGACCACGCCUUCGACACACUGAGCAUCGACAGCUCUGACAGCUUGGAGACCAGCCUCUCUGCCUGCUCCCCUGACAAUAUCUCCAGUGCCAGCACUUCAAAUAUUGCCAGGAUAGAGGAGAUGGAGAGGCUUUUGAAGCAGGCUCAUGCAGAAAAGACACGUUUGCUGGAAUCAAGGGAACGAGAGAUGGAAGCCAAGAAACGAGCCCUAGAAGAAGAAAAGCGACGUCGUGAGCUCCUAGAAAAGCGAUUACAGGAGGAAACCAGUCAACGGCAAAAGUUAAUUGAAAAGGAAGUGAAAAUCCGUGAAAAGCAAAGAGCCCAGGCCCGGCCCUUGACACGCUACCUGCCGGUCAGGAAGGAGGAUUUUGAUCUGCGGAGCCAUGUGGAAACAGCUGGACACAACGUGGAGACCUGCUAUCAUGUCUCAAUCACAGAGAAGACCUGUCGGGGCUUCCUCAUCAAAAUGGGAGGGAAAAUUAAAACCUGGAAAAAACGAUGGUUUGUGUUUGACCGGAACAAGCGCACCUUCUCCUAUUAUGCAGAUAAACACGAAGCAAAAUUAAAAGGUGUGAUCUAUUUUCAAGCUAUCGAAGAAGUCUAUUACGAUCACUUAAAGAACGCACAUAAGAGCCCUAAUCCACUGCUCACUUUCAGUGUGAAGACCCACGAUCGGAUCUAUUAUAUGGUGGCUCCAACACCUGAAGCCAUGAGGAUCUGGAUGGAUGUUAUAGUGACUGGGGCAGAAGGCUACACCCACUUCAUGUUGUAGGGAGUCUGUGCAGCAGUUAGUUACAUGACAGAAUAAAUGGCCAUCUCUCAGAACUGGUCCCUUUCUGUGACUCUCCAAAGUUAGCCUUUGGCCCAGGGGAAAGCAGGAUCAUAUCCUGCCCUUACAGGAGGAAGAGACUUGAAACCAUCAAAGGAAAGAACACUUCAUCUGAAUAACAACAAUGUCAUUUAUAGGAAAAUGUCUUUUAAACUGAUUUUAUAUCAUAUGUUUUACGAGAACAAAUCAAACAAUUUGCAGAAUUGUGCGAACUCAGCAACAUGCAAAUAUUUUAGAACCUGAACCCCAAAGAUGUAUAGGUGCAUAUUUUAAUAUAUAGUAUUUUUCACUUACUGAUAACCAGCUGGUUUUUUCAACAUAGGUGUUCUUUUCUUAUGGGUAUUUUCAAAUAAAACCAAAGCCGGGGUAGCAGGAGAGGGUGGGGAAGAUGGGGGGAGAGCAGUCUACUUUUAUUUAUUGAGCGCUUAUUGUGUGCAGAGCACUGCACUAAGCACUUCGGAGAGUACAAUAUAACAGAUUGGAUAGCACGUUCCCUGCCCACAGCGAGCUUGCUUCACCUCCAGUUCUUGCCUUAAAGUCCUGCACUAAAGCCAAAGACUGUUAUCCCACUGAAUUACAAGGGAAGAUGAACUUCUAAUGAAGUUCAAUGAACUUCAGUGGCAAAACAAAGAAAACUUUCAACUAUUCAGCAGCAUUUGAAAGCGGUGAAACAUUCCAUAAUAUGGUUUUAACGUUAUCCUGGGCAAAAACCAUCAUGUGAGAUCAGAGCAGACCGAAGAUGGAGUCCUGCGAACAAGAAUCGAUCAUUUGUUUAAUUGGUUUGGAUGAAAAGCAGGGGUUUGGAAAUAGAAAUGUGAGCAUCAUCUGUUAUCCAUUUGUGUGCCUUUGAUAUGGAUCCCUCUGCUUAACCUCUGUCUUUUCUAUCCUCAAAAACAGCCUGACUCAGGUUUCACCAGAGAACAAACUCAACUCUGAGGUUAAAGCCAAAAACUGUCCUCAGAUUCCUUGAAAUGGAAUGGAGUUGUGAGGCUCCACUUUAUUUCAGAGAGUAUAUCUUUCUUUGGAAUUAGCCAUCACAUUUUAUAACGUUAAAUCGACCUGCUGAAUGAAACUUUGACUUCACGAGCAUCUGUUAUAACACUUUUUUCUAAUGCUGUCCCACCUUAUCUGCAUAUUUGUGUUUGUGUGCACGCUGUAUUUAUCUGCUAUAUUAUUUACUUUGAUCAGGCUCACUGAGUAGGAGACAAUAAUGGGUCUUGAUUAGGCAAAGUACUAAAUGAAGUGAAUGGAAUUCUUUUCUGGUAUUCAUGUUGUACUCAUAAGUGCCCUGACUAGAUUCUUUUACUUGAACAUUGAAGGACAAAAGUGCUAUUAAAAUCAUUUUUAUGUUUAUCUAUUUCGGAGAUCACAUUUAAACUGUAAUAUAAAAAUUUAUGCAAAAUGAAAUAUCUGAAAUUUCUUUUGAUAUAUGUUUACCUACAUCAUUUUUCUAAGGAAAAUUGUGCCUUCACCCUAUGGUUAUUCAGGUUUUUCGAAUUAAGUUUUAUAUCUUGCAUGAGUCAAUAAACCAUUUAAAUUCAAAGUUGAAAA